Clunio marinus is the source of this 1509-nucleotide messenger RNA. NCBI's taxonomy places the organism in Eukaryota, Metazoa, Arthropoda, Insecta, Diptera, Chironomidae. The record is from the annotation of a GenBank genome assembly.
AUGAGUAAUCUGAUUAGUAAAGAUCAAACAGCAGCGACGUGGAAAUUUCUAUUUUCAUUGCAAUUCAUGCUCGACUUGCACCGUCUAGAAAUUUCACUUUUACUUUUAACGUUGGCAUCUGCGCUCACUUCCGGUCAACAACAUCAUGGCAGACAAUUCCAAAUUCGUGCUCAAGAACCUAGAAAGUCUGAUAAAGAUUCUGACCAUUCAGCAGCAACCCUUCAUCAGCAAUUAAGAGCACAACAGCUCAUACAACAACAAUAUCAACAACCAACUGCAUCAUCAGCCAGCUAUGAAUAUAGUGAUGAAGAAGAAGAUAAUGUUCCGAUUCGUGCCUAUCAAAGACAAUCUGUAACUCAACAACGCCAGCAUCAGCAGCAACAACAUCAAACAUAUCCUCAACAAAACAAGAAACAAUUAACAAAGAAACAAAGAGAACAACUUGAAGAAGAAUUAGAAGAAGAAGAGCCAGAUCAUUUAGCGAUACUUUUGGGAAAAUCUCAGUUUUCAUGUAAUUCAAGAACAACUGGAUAUUAUGCUGAUGAUACUGUUGGUUGCCAAGUUUUCCACUACUGCCAAGAAAACACAAAACAUUCAUGGAUAUGCCCUGAAGGUGCAACGUUUCACCAAGUUCAUCUUAUUUGUAUGCCACCUUCUGAAGAAAACAUUUGCGAACAGUCGGCAAAAUAUCAUUUUGUAAAUGACUAUCUUUACAAACCAAUAAACAUGGAAGAACAUCAAUCAAAACCCAACGUGUCCUUAAGAUACCACGAUCGUUAUUUCCCUGAGAGUUUCUUCACAGACGACCGACAUGAUUACGACGAAGAACGAGAACGUGCACCAGUUAGACAUCAACCAAAACCUGUAAUUCGUACUCAACAGCACCAGCAACAAUCGGGCUAUCGACAACAACAGAAUGCAUAUCGCACACCUGAAGAAAUUAACAUUUCUCUCUCACAACGUCGUCCAUAUUUUGCUCAGACAACUUCAACACCACACCACGAUGAAGAAGAUGAUGAAUAUAGCUACGAAAAAUAAGUUAAAUAUGCAUAAGCAUUAGCUUCGGAGUUUAUUUCUAUGAAUUAAUUCCUACAAAGUAGCAUCUCCCCUGGCAAAUAUUUGCUGUAAACAAAGCGUGAAAUUAUUCAAUUUUUAAAAAGCUUCUUCUUGUAACAACUUAACAACAACUGCAGGAUAUGCUUGUCUCAUCAUUCCCUCAUCAUUGUCGUUAUUUUCUCAUUUUCAUGCAAAUUCAUUUAAAUUGUUUAACAUGUUAUUUUAUAAUGAAAAAAAAUAAUAAGAAAAGAAAGACAAAUUCUAUCUUUCUUCCUUUCUUUUUUUUUGCUGUCAACCUUUUGUUCAAAAAUGCACUCAAGCUUUCCUUUGACGAAUAUAUUAACGUUGAAAUAAUUUCAAUGAGUAUGAAAUUUACGAAAUUGUUUCUUUAUAAUUGUUAGAUGUUUGUUUUAUAUUUUUUUAUUAUUAUUUUGUCAUCAAACAAUUCAACGG